Messenger RNA from Hibiscus syriacus, 1434 nucleotides. RefSeq names its product probable envelope ADP,ATP carrier protein, chloroplastic. Gene Ontology annotation, cellular component: thylakoid membrane. The coding region runs from base 141 to 1310 and encodes 389 amino acids. Gene Ontology annotation, biological process: transmembrane transport. The record is from RefSeq and is a predicted model, not a curated record. The transcript has 10 exons. NCBI's taxonomy places the organism in Eukaryota, Viridiplantae, Streptophyta, Magnoliopsida, Malvales, Malvaceae. Gene Ontology annotation, molecular function: ATP transmembrane transporter activity.
AAGGCAAAGUUCAGACUUAUCUACUUUGCGCUCUGUUUCCUGCCCCUCUGCGCACUGCAACUAACAAAAAUUCUUCCACUGCCUUAUCUUUUCAUCACCCUUGGAAACAAUUCCCCAAAUCCCCACUCUACCCUACCGCCAUGGGAGAAGACAAAGCAAUUUUACGCUUCCAAACCAUCCCAGGCCUUACCCCUUUGGGAACAACGAAGCCCGAUGACUUUCUCUGUCGAAACGCCCCCCUCACUUUUAAUUUCAGUAACCGCUACCCCAGGGGCACUGCUCGUAAUUUCGCUUCUCUUUCCAUGGCAGAGAGGAGACAACAGCAACGGGAUUUCGCGCCUUCUCCAGCUCAGCUACUCAACCACCCUUUGGCUUCUCUAGCUUACGUCCCCAGAGACGCUGCCAUUUUCGCAGCUGGCGCUGUCGCUGGUGCCGUCGCUAAAACCGUUACGGCUCCCCUCGACCGAAUCAAGCUUCUUAUGCAGACUCAUGGCGUUAGAGCUGGGCAAGAGAGUGCAAAAAAGUCCAUUGGUUUUAUUGAGGCGAUUGUAUUGAUUGGGAAGGAUGAUGGAAUUAGAGGGUACUGGAAAGGCAAUCUUCCUCAGGUGAUAAGAGUUGUACCUUACAGCGCUGUCCAGCUCUUUGCUUAUGAAACUUAUAAGAAACUUUUUGAGGGAAAAGAUGGUGAGCUAUCUGUACUUGGAAGACUUGCUGCUGGAGCUUGUGCCGGCAUGACAUCUACUUUUAUAACAUAUCCAUUAGAUGUCCUAAGGCUACGCUUAGCUGUCGAGCCGGGGUAUCGGAAAAUGUCUGAGGUUGCCCUGACCAUGUUGCGGGAGGAAGGUUUUGCAUCCUUUUAUUAUGGUCUUGGACCUUCUCUCAUAAGCAUAGCUCCGUAUAUUGCUGUGAACUUUUGCAUAUUUGACCUUGUGAAGAGGGCUUUGCCCGAAAAAUAUCGCCAAACAACUCGAGCAUCUCUACUGACAGCGGUAGCAUCAGCUGCUGCAGCUACCAUGACCUGCUAUCCUUUAGACACGGUGAGAAGACAAAUGCAAAUGAGGGGUACUCCGUAUAAAUCAGUCAUGGAGGCCAUUCCGGGUAUUAUUGAACGUGAUGGAGUUGGUGGCUUGUACAGAGGAUUUGUUCCAAAUGCAUUGAAAAACCUUCCAAAUAGCAGCAUUAGGCUUACCAUCUUUGACAUUGUCAAACGUCUGAUAGCGGCGAGUGAAAAAGAGUUGCAGCAAAUUGUGGAUGAAAACCGCCAGAAAGAGAAGCAGGAAGCGAAUAUUGUGCAAUCCUCAUCCUCAUGAUGUGCAAGUCAUCUCAUUUUUUAUGUUUGUUGGCUGUAUCCAAUUUUUGUACGAGAGAAUACUUUCAGCUGGAGUUACCAAUUGUUUCCGCCAAUUAGGGAUCAUGUGUAUGCUACUGAGAAUU